ACACAUUUUGAUAAGUGCUGCCACCAAUGUCGAUUAUGAGAAAUAGCUGCUGUUUCCUUUGACCUUUUUUUUCUUUUCCGCUUGGCUUUUACCCGAAUUCGGCAGAGUUAGAAUCCAUCAUGUCAUCCCAUUUGAACUGGAUGAUUAUACGUAACAACAAUGCUUUUCUGCUUAAGAAACGUAACAUCAAUAAACCUUUCUCAACAGAACCAAACAAUUUGACAAAUCUCAGUAGCUACCGUUACUCUGGGUUGAUCCACCGUAAAAGUGUGGGAGUUGUUGACACCCCAGACAAAAAGGGAUUUUCUGUUGUGUACAAGAAAGCACGAAGUGUUAACAAGCCAGCCAAAGCUACUGUUAGGAGAACAAUGAAAGCUGGAGCACGCAGAUCACUGUACAAAUUGAAAACUCUCUUGAAGAAAAACAAGUACCGUGUUGAUCUCACCAAGGUUGCCCUCCGAAGAGCAAGUGCUGUUUUGCGGUCCCAGAAGCCAUUACCAGCAAAGAAAACCCGAGUUACUAAAAAAGCAGAUUAAUGUAAUACAUACAAUAAAUCUUUUUAUUGAUAAAAUUUACUAAUUUGUCUUUUUCAAUUUCA
Molecule: messenger RNA, 598 nt
Organism: Phymastichus coffea
Lineage: Eukaryota; Metazoa; Arthropoda; Insecta; Hymenoptera; Eulophidae
Gene: RpL28
Product: large ribosomal subunit protein eL28
Exons: 4
Coding region: 120-536 (138 amino acids)
Biological process (GO): translation
Cellular component (GO): ribosome; cytosolic large ribosomal subunit
Molecular function (GO): structural constituent of ribosome
Source: RefSeq, a predicted model, not a curated record